Molecule: messenger RNA, 2972 nt
Organism: Pundamilia nyererei
Lineage: Eukaryota; Metazoa; Chordata; Actinopteri; Cichliformes; Cichlidae
Gene: olfml3b
Product: olfactomedin-like 3b
Exons: 3
Coding region: 83-1252 (389 amino acids)
Biological process (GO): signal transduction
Source: RefSeq, a predicted model, not a curated record
GAAUCUGCUGGCUCCUCGGCACACUCUAACUGAACUUCAGUCAGGACUUUACAGGAGUUAAAAGAGACUGAGCUGACACAAAAUGAGAGGACUUGUUGUCUUGGUAACUUUGGCGUGCUUCGCCACAGCUCAGCACCAAGCACUGAUUGACUACUUGGAGCGGAGGCUGCUUGCUAUUGAGGACAGGAUCUCUCUGUGGCACGAGCAGACCACCCGCUAUGCCUCCGAGCUGCGGGAGCUGAAGCAGCAGAUGGUUUCCCAGCUGGAGAACCUGGACAAAGAAAAAGAGGCACUGAGGAUGAAUAUAGACAGCGUGGGGACCAGGGUGGACCGGGUCGAGCGGGAAUUAGACUAUCUGGAGACACAGAAUGGGGCUCAGCCGUGUGUGGAUGUGGACGACAAGCUAAUAGAGCAGCAGGUGACUGUGGUGAAGGAGAAACAGAAGUCCAAAUAUUCACAACUCUCAGACUGCAGCGACAUGAUCUCCAGCAUAAAAGCCAUGAAGAUAUUGAAGAGAGUCGGAGGGCAAAAGGGCACCUGGACUAAAGACACCAACAGGGCCUCUGGGAAGGUCUACAUUUUUAAUGGGACGGAAGACGACAUCAUCCACGCGUUUGCCUCUGUGCAAGACUUCACCCGCUCGUCGGGCAUGUCUCUGUCCAGUACAGUGAAGCUGCCGUCAGCCUGGAGGGGAACAGGCCACGUGGUCUACAACAACUACGUGUAUUACAUGAGUCAGGCUGACGAGUUAAAGGUGGUUAAACAUGACCUGCAGAAUAACUCUCUGACUGACAGUGCAGUGUUUCCUGUGCAGGACCACGUCCCCGUGUAUGGUCUGACCCCAGAGACGGUGAUUGACCUGGCUGUGGAUGAGGAAGGCCUGUGGGCCAUUUACGCCACACAGCAGAAUGAAAGGUACAUCUCUCUGGCUAAAAUGGACACCACCUCACUGGAUAUUGAGCAGAUGUGGGACACAAAUUGUCCCAGAGAGAAUGCAGAGGCGGCCUUUGUCAUCUGUGGCACUCUGUAUGUUGUGUACAACACCAAGCAGGCUGGACGCUCACGAGUACAAUGUGUGUUCGACGUCAACGACAUGGUGACCAGUGAAGAUGCACCGCUGGUUUACUUUCCAAAACGCUACGGAUCUCACUCAAGUCUGAAGUACAAUCCCCACGAGAAGCUGCUCUACGCCUGGGAUGAUGGCUACCAGAUCCUGUACAAGCUUACCAUGAAGAAGAAACUAGAGAUCUGAGCUUCUCUAAACAGCCCUAACGCUGUAUUCUGAGAGGUUUUAGCUUCUAAACUACAGAUGAGGUCUCAAAACUAACGAUUUUGUAGAAUUUAAGAUCAUUUCUCACCUUUCAGGGAGUUUCAGAACAGCUUAAAUAUAAAAUCUUGGACUCUAACAUUGUAAUCCACUUCUCAUAAAACCUGGAAGCUGCAAUAACACAACAUUUACUGUAGGGACUGUGAGGCAGGAGACAAACCUAAGAAAUGAACAAGAGUCUGUGAUGAUUCUUUCAUGCUACAUAGACGUUAUUAGGAAGUGACAAAGCUUCAUUACAACAAAAAGGAAACGUGAGUGGUUCCCCAAGUGUUGGCCAUCGCACACUGGUGGGCAGUUAAGGUACUGUUGGUGGGCCACAAUAUGAUAUUUACAAAAAAAAAUAAAUGUUAAAAGGAAAUACAAGAAAAAUAAAUCUGAGGAUAUGAAGUAAAGAAAAUACUCAACCUUUAUUGUCGACACUACAUAGAUGGUACAAAAAUACUGCUUGUGAGAUGAUCAGGAUGAAAAAAGAGGACGAAAACAGCCAAGAUUCAGGAGUGUGAGACUGUAAUUAUGCAUCAUAAUUUUCUUUUCACAAAUUCAGAACUAAUUUCAAAAUGCUCAGAUUUAUUUUGUGAUAUCUGGUGUUUUGUGGCUACCUUAACCCCACUUCUAACGAGACUACACCGUGCUUCCAUCUUUAGAGUUGUUUCUCCAUCUGCUGUUGAGUGGACCGAAACAGAUAUACUGUACUUACCCAUGAUUAGCUGCUGUCUAAGUUUCUGCAGUGGCUCCAGGCACUUUUGUGUGUUCACAGAUAUGAGGCAAAUAUUCAACACAUCCUUUUAAUAGCAUAAAACCUCUGUCAAACCUGCCACUUCUAUACCUGAUAUUUGUCAUAUCAACAUGAAUCUUUAUACCCCAAGUGCUUAUCAACUGAAUCCAGCUUCUUGAAUCUUCCUUCUCAGCUCAUUUGUACUGACUCCAUUGGAUUUUAACAUGACAGUUUUGUGUAGCAUUCACAGUAAUCUUGUCCGUGCUAGUAAAUACACAACAUUAAUUACACCCUAGGAAAUGUUAUCUUUUGUAGCUUGUUAAUUUAAUAUUUUUUAGUGUUCAGAUUUAUAUCAUAAGCACUGUUAACAUAAAAUACAACCACUGUGUAAGGUGAGCUGAAAAAUGUAACUCCGACAUUAGGAUACUGUAUGUGCAAGAAACCGCUAGCAGGCUAGCACCCUGUGCAUUAUCUGCACUCUUCCCACAUGUUGAGCACAUGUGCAUUUUUGCUAAAUACCACCCAAAAAAUGAGCAAACAGCACCACUAUUGCGAUUACUAUUCUUUGAUGUUUAUUAAUUUAUAUCUGAACAUAACUUUCUUACUGCCAUUUCUUCUACACUUAUAUCUCCUUUUCCCCCGCUAUCAUAUUUUUUCCUAAUAACUGUUCAUUAUAAAAAUAACUGGCAGACUAACCAUUUUAAACAAGGCUGUCAGUGUUUUUCUAUGUACAGUAUAUAAAGAUUGAUAUAGAAAUAUUUAAGCAUCCAUGUAAGAUUUGACUCUGCUACACAGUUGCCGCAUUGAGCGAUGUGGAGCGUUAUCCUGCUGGAAACAGCCAUCAGAAGCUGGGUACACUGUGGUCAUAAUGAGAUGGACCACAGACACAGAUAUCAAAUGGUGUGAAAAUAAUAGUGGUUGUUGAAUAUU